Messenger RNA from Microthlaspi erraticum, 795 nucleotides. Lineage: Eukaryota; Viridiplantae; Streptophyta; Magnoliopsida; Brassicales; Brassicaceae. The record is from the annotation of a GenBank genome assembly.
AUGUGGAGACGAAUCGUCUCUUCUCAUCUCAAAACCCUAGCAGCUUCCGAUUUCACUGCUGCUUCGCCUCGCCGAUUGAGCAUCUGCAAUCCAGUUCUCUCUGCCUCUACCACCAAUCGAUCAACUGUUUCUGCUUCUUCUUCUUCGUCUCAUUUCCUACGUCACUUCAACUCUGAAUCAGAAUGCAGAUUCUACCAACAUGAACACAUUAAAACCCUAGCAACAACUGAUCUCGCUGCUGCUUCGCCUUGCCGUUUUUGUCGGCUGCAAACCCGUAGGUCUUCUCCUUGCUGUCAAUGGAUCGACGAUCUCCGCUUCUUCAUCGUCUUUCCCUUGCCAUUUCAGCUCCAAAUCAGGAAUGACUUGUCAUUACGUGUGUAUAUUGCAGAAGGUAUCUACGUAAAGAAGAAUGUGGAGGAUGUAGAACAUAUCUUAACCGGAAAUGAGACAAAGGAGCUUGAGAAGGAACGGUGUUUGAGUAGUGGCGAAGGUAAUGGUGGCAUCGGGGACGGUAACACCAGCCCUCGGGCAGUGGUGGUGGCAGCAGCAGUCUUGGCAGCGGCUGUUAUGGUGAUGGUGGCGGCGGCGCCGAUAGUGCCCAUCGUAGUGAUGCUGUUGCCGUUUGUGGGGAUGUUGUUGUUGAUGGUCAUGGCUCUGAUACCGCCGUUGGUGUCGAUGGUCAUGGCUAUGUUCGCGUCGGUGGUGCUGAUGUUGGUGUCGAUCAUGGCGUUGCCGAUCAUGGUUGUGUUGACGCCGAUCAUGACCGUGGUUGAGUGGAUUUUUAAGGGUGUAUAA